AUGCUUCCGCAGCUCAAUCGUAAUAGGGAUACAGCCCGAUCGUUCAUUCGGAAGCCAGGCGUCACAUUUGAAGGCGAUACAACCAUCAAUGUGCCUGGCUCCCAGCCUCCGCCGCUGAGGCGGCCUACGAUCAUGAGGCGGCAUCAGUCGUUGUCGCGCCCAGAACGCGCUCACCAAAUUACGCCCCUGAUCAAUCCGGAUGGUGAGCCUGACGACCCAUUUUCAGAGCAUAGAAAACCACCGCUUUGGCGCAUGUGGUGGCACUACUUGGCGAUCGUGUGCACGUUUUGGGCGCCAGCGCCUAUGCUGUCCCUUCUUGGCUUCCACAACCCGGCGGUGCGGCAAGCAUGGCGCGAGAAAAUCACGCUGGUACUUUUUGCCUGUGUGCUAGGUGCCAUUAUUGCCUACAUCACUGUAGGCUUGCAGCGCACUCUUUGUCCGACGGACGCGCGUGACGUCUUCCAGAACGUGAAAAACGCCAGGGGACUGGUCGGCGUCUUGGGUCAGACUUAUGAUGCUCAGAGCAUUAGUGUUUCAGAAGCACUGACUAGGAAAGUAUUUGACACGCCUGGCCUCGACUUGACGCCGUACCUCAAUGCUCAAAACCACCAUUUUGACCGAUGCAACGGCCAAACGGGGCGGUACGCACAAUGGCUUGGGUGCAUUGAUGUGAACAACCGCCCAGCUCCUUGUGAAGGUCUGCUGAGCAAUCAGUCACUGCAAAGCAAGCUACAUCUACGAGACCACCCGAGGCUACUAGGUUUCGAUUGGAAGGAUGUAGCUGAGAGCCCUGCUAAGCUCCUCUCCAUCGAUGGCUAUGUACUGAAUUUUGAGUCGUACUUGGCCUACAAUCCGACCCCUAUCCCGAACGACGAUGUCGACGAAGCGAUUCGUGCCUACUUUAACGAAACUUUUCGUGGUGCCGAUGCCACGAAGAUUUUUGCGCGUCACCGAGCUUCGAAAAACUCGAUUGAAUGCCUGAAGCAGCGGUAUACGACCGGCCGUGUGAAUUACAAGACGUCCGGCUGCUUUGUUGCUGAGCUCAUUUUGUACAUCUCGCUGAUUGUGAUUCUAGGUCUGGUGAUUGCACGGACUGUCAUGGCGAUCUGGUACGCUUGGGUAGGCUCCCGACGUUUAGCUAGUCCGCCUCCUGCACCAGGCAAAAUGUCGCAGGCCGGUGUGAAGCGUCCCCGGCCGAUUUCACAUGUACAGAUGCCAGUGGAUGCAUCGGCAGACAAUCCGCAAGGCUUGGCACCGUGGGCGGACAAGAAAGUACGGCAAUCGCGCCUGAUUGUGCCUGGAAAGUCUGGCGAGUUGACGUUAGCGACCCCUGAGCUGCCUGUCGCGAUGACCCCAGAUGACAUUGGGAAUGACCCCUAUAUUGUGUGUCUUGUCACUUGCUACUCGGAAGGCUUGGAAGGUAUUUCCGCUACACUGUCGUCGCUCAGUACGACAGAGUAUCCAACCAACCGCAAAUUGAUUUUUGUGGUAGCUGACGGUAUGGUGACAGGGUUUGGCGAGACGGUCAGUACGCCAGACAUCUGUGUCAGUCUCAUGACGCCGGACCAGCGUUUUGGUACGCCGACGCCUAUGAGUUACCGUUCUGUGGCGGCUGGCCGCAAGGCGCACAAUAUGGCGCUGGUGUAUGCAGGCCACUACCUCCAUCCAUCGGGCGGUGCGCCUGUGCCUAUGGUGGUGGUUGUCAAGUGUGGCUUGCCGGAAGACGCGAACGAGGCCAAGCCGGGCAACCGAGGCAAGCGUGAUUCCCAGAUGAUCUUGAUGAACUUUUUGCAGCGUGUGACGUACAACGAUCCAAUGACGCCGUUGGACUACGAUCUCUUCCGCAAGACGCAUGCACUGAUGGGCGUCACGCCAGACUAUUUCGAGCUGUGUCUUAUGGUGGAUGCCGAUACCAAGCUGCAAUCGACCUCGCUACGUUACCUUGCGAACGCAAUGCUUAACGACCAUCGCAUUAUGGGCGCAUGUGGUGAAACACGUGUACAGAACAAGGCACAGUCGUGGGUCACAGCCAUCCAAGUGUUUGAGUAUUUCAUCUCCCAUCACCAGGUGAAAGCCUUUGAGGCUGUCUUUGGUGGUGUGACAUGUCUGCCCGGCUGUUUUAGUAUGUACCGGAUCAAGGCACGCAAGCCAGGUAACGAAGACUGGAUUCCUGUGAUUGUGAAGCCCGAAGUAACGCGUGAAUACAGCCAGGCGGUGGUGACCACAUUGCACCAAAAGAACCUGCUGCUGCUGGGUGAAGAUCGGUUCUUGAGUACACUAAUGCUCCGUACCUUCCCCCAUCGCAAAAUGGUGUUUGUCCCGCAGGCGAUUUGUCAUACGGAGGUACCACACACGUUCAAGAUGCUGCUUUCUCAACGUCGUCGCUGGAUCAACUCUACUGUGCACAAUUUGAUGGAACUGGUGUUGGUGCGUGACUUGUGUGGCACGUUUUGUUUUUCGAUGCAGUUCGUCGUGCUAAUGGACUUGAUUGGUACCCUGGUUCUCCCUGUGGCGAUUGCCCUAACUUACUACCUGAUUAUCAUGUCGAUUAUCCAUCCCCCCCGUGACUUUACGUCUGCCAUCCCACUCACGAUGUUGGUGGCUGUCCUCUUUGCACCAGGUUUUGUCGUGGCAUGCAUUCGUUUUAGUUUCCAUUACAUUGUGUGGCUGAUUAUCUAUUUGAUUUUCCUGCCUGUGUGGAACUUCAUUCUCCCGGCGUACUCGUUCUGGCACUUUGAUGACUUUUCCUGGGGUGAGACUCGUAAGGUGGAAGGCGAAAUGAAGCCCACAGCUCAUGAUAUCGGCGAGGAGAGCUACCAAGCUUCGCUCAACAUACCAAUGCGGCAGUGGGCCGACUGGGAGCGCUCGCGCAUUCGCAAAUUGGCGCGUGACCAGCGCCGCCGUGAAGAGCUGGAAAGCCGCUUUGGUGCCGGUUUCCACAACGAUAGUGAUGUGCCUCCGGCAACAGAUGCAAACUUGCGUCGCGUUGCUCAGACAGUAUACCCCACCUCGCCAUCACCGUCGCUCUCGAAUGAAGAAGACCGUUGGGGCGACCAGAUUGGUGCUUACAACGAAAACGACGCGGUACCUGAACUCUUGCGAGCCAACCGUCCUGUGUCAACAGUGCUGGCUCCCGGCGGUGCUGGUCUUGUUGACGAAGGUGACAUGGAAAGCAUUCUACGUGAGGGGUGGGACGGUGAUGACGACGACGAUGACGACGGCGAUGGGCACGGCGAUGACAAGGAUACGCGCCCGGAUGUACGUGGGCCUUUCCUGAAUGCGCCCAACUAUUCAGUCAUGUCGCUCCAGGACGAAACCGACCCCCUUUCGGACAGCUUGGAACCACGUACCCCUGUUGACAUGGGCACGCUGAUCCAGCCGCGAGCGACACUAGCUGGCACAGUCGUCGCAAAUCACGGUGCGUCUGCCUCGUCCUCGUCGGCUAUUAGUAAUGCUCGGGGCACUCAUGCCCGCAAUCGAUCCAUGGGCCAGAGGAUGGAAAGGCCGUAUGAGUAA
Malassezia pachydermatis is the source of this 3516-nucleotide messenger RNA. Its product is annotated as glycosyltransferase family 2 protein. Gene Ontology annotation, cellular component: cell periphery; cell septum. NCBI's taxonomy places the organism in Eukaryota, Fungi, Basidiomycota, Malasseziomycetes, Malasseziales, Malasseziaceae. Bases 1 to 3516 code for a protein of 1171 amino acids. Gene Ontology annotation, molecular function: chitin synthase activity. The record is from RefSeq and is a predicted model, not a curated record. The transcript has a single exon.